AUGUCCGAGCCCACAUCCCCGUCAGUUUGCUCAUCGGCGGCAUCAGAAGCUUCUACAGUUCCCUCAGCUGUUGAAUCACCACAGGUUGUUGGUACAACUAAGGAACUUCAGAAUGGUGCGGUAUGUAAGGAGAUGAGUAGCGGAAUAUCUCUGAG
Molecule: messenger RNA, 155 nt
Organism: Perkinsus marinus ATCC 50983
Lineage: Eukaryota; Perkinsozoa; Perkinsida; Perkinsidae
Exons: 1
Source: RefSeq, a predicted model, not a curated record